This is a messenger RNA of Nomascus leucogenys (northern white-cheeked gibbon), 2711 nucleotides long. It is a transcript of the gene RBM17, whose product is annotated as RNA binding motif protein 17. NCBI's taxonomy places the organism in Eukaryota, Metazoa, Chordata, Mammalia, Primates, Hylobatidae. The record is from RefSeq and is a predicted model, not a curated record. Gene Ontology annotation, cellular component: precatalytic spliceosome. Gene Ontology annotation, biological process: mRNA cis splicing, via spliceosome; alternative mRNA splicing, via spliceosome. Gene Ontology annotation, molecular function: RNA binding.
GCAGGCGCAGGCGCGGCGCAGGCGCGGGCACGCUCUCCCGGCAGCCCGCGCUCCGUGACCCCGCGCCGCCGAGCGCCCAGAGGACUCAGCGGAGGGUGGGCGCCGCCGAGGCCUCCUGCCGCCGGCGGGUUUCCGCGGAGUGCCGCCCGGCUCCGCGCUGCCGCCGCCGCGGCUCAUGGGCAGAGUCGGCCGGGCGGGCCGGCAUUAAACUGAAGAAAAGAUGUCCCUGUACGAUGACCUAGGAGUGGAGACCAGUGACUCAAAAACAGAAGGCUGGUCCAAAAACUUCAAACUUCUGCAGUCUCAGCUUCAGGUGAAGAAGGCAGCUCUCACUCAGGCAAAGAGCCAAAGGACGAAACAAAGUACAGUCCUCGCCCCAGUCAUUGACCUGAAGCGAGGUGGCUCCUCAGAUGACCGGCAAAUUGUGGACACUCCACCGCAUGUAGCAGCUGGGCUGAAGGAUCCUGUUCCCAGUGGGUUUUCUGCAGGGGAAGUUCUGAUUCCCUUAGCUGACGAAUAUGACCCUAUGUUUCCUAAUGAUUAUGAGAAAGUAGUGAAGCGCCAAAGAGAGGAACGACAGAGACAGCGGGAGCUGGAAAGACAAAAGGAAAUAGAAGAAAGGGAAAAAAGGCGUAAAGACAGACAUGAAGCAAGUGGGUUUGCAAGGAGACCAGAUCCAGAUUCUGAUGAAGAUGAAGAUUAUGAGCGAGAGAGGAGGAAAAGAAGUAUGGGCGGAGCUGCCAUUGCCCCACCCACUUCUCUGGUAGAGAAAGACAAAGAGUUACCCCGAGAUUUUCCUUAUGAAGAGGACUCAAGACCUCGAUCACAGUCUUCCAAAGCAGCCAUUCCUCCCCCAGUGUACGAGGAACAAGACAGACCGAGAUCUCCAACCGGACCUAGCAACUCGUUCCUUGCUAACAUGGGGGGCACGGUGGCGCACAAGAUCAUGCAGAAGUACGGCUUCCGGGAGGGCCAGGGUUUGGGGAAGCACGAGCAGGGCCUGAGCACUGCCUUGUCAGUGGAGAAGACCAGCAAGCGUGGCGGCAAGAUCAUCGUGGGCGACGCCACAGAGAAAGAUGCAUCCAAGAAGUCAGAUUCCAAUCCGCUGACUGAAAUACUGAAGUGUCCUACUAAAGUGGUCCUACUAAGGAACAUGGUUGGUGCGGGAGAGGUGGAUGAAGACUUGGAAGUUGAAACCAAGGAAGAAUGUGAAAAAUAUGGCAAAGUUGGAAAAUGUGUGAUAUUUGAAAUUCCUGGUGCCCCUGAUGAUGAAGCAGUACGGAUAUUUUUAGAAUUUGAGAGAGUUGAAUCAGCAAUUAAAGCGGUUGUUGACUUGAAUGGGAGGUAUUUUGGUGGACGGGUGGUAAAAGCAUGUUUCUACAAUUUGGACAAAUUCAGGGUCUUGGAUUUGGCAGAACAAGUUUGAUUUUAAGAACUAGAGCACGAGUCAUCUCCGGUGAUCCUUAAAUGAACUGCAGGCUGAGAAAAGAAGGAAAAAGGUCACAGCCUCCAUGGCUGUUGCAUACCAAGACUCUUGGAAGGACUUCUAAGAUACAUGUUGAUUGAUCCCUUUUUUAUUUUGUGGUUUUUUAAUAUAGUAUAAAAAUCCUUUUAAAAAAACAACAAUCUGUGUGCCUCUCUGGUUGUUUCUCUUUUUUAUUAUUACUCCUGAGUUGAUGACAUUUUUUGUUAGAUUUCAUGGUAAUUCUCAAGUGCUUCAAUGAUGCAGCAUUUCUUGCACUAAAAAAAAAAAAAAAAAAAAAAAAACUAGAAAGUUUUGGGACAUAGGGUUAUAUUAAAUUAUUCUUUGUUUUUGUUUUUCUUUUAAUAAAGCCUGCAAGUUACUAAAUUGUAGUUUCAUAAAUUCUGUAGUAAAGUAUCAUCUUGGCAGUGUGCCAAAGGUGAAAAUGAUGCUUUCUCUAACAGAGAAAUUCUUAGUGACUCCACUGGUAGAAAAACGUCUUUACAACCUGAAUAAGAUUGAAGAAUUGUGAACAUACCAUGGCCUGUUGGAUGAAUCAUUUGCCGUUAAGCUAAGUCAGACUGUAGGGUUUGCGAUGGAUUUAUGGAGUAUGUGGGUAUAGAAAUCAUGAAUCUAGCAUUUGUUUUCAGAGAUUCAAGUAUAGUCUUUAGGGUAGAUCAGAAAUGACCAAUGAAUUCAAAACCUAGCAGGUGCAUUGUAAAUGUGUGCCCAGUUAUGUUUUGGAAAUGGCAGUUCCUUGGGGUCAUGUUUCUACUGGCAAAAUUUGCAAUAGUGUUCUAUUGUAUGUAAUUUUAAAAUUUAUAAGAUUAUCCACAUUGGCCAAGUAAACUGUACUGCCAAUUAAUAGAAUUCUGGAAUUGUGAGAAAUUGUAUCAUUGAAGUUCAGUAGGAUGUGUGGCUUAAAAAUUUAUCAGGACCACAAAAAAGAAAACAAAACUAUUUGAUACUGAGGUUCAUUGCCAGGGCAGGAGGUAUUUCCAGAAAAUACUCAUGCCUGUGUUCUGUUCCUUGCUUUCCCAAAUACUGCAUGUGACUUUCCUAAGUGGCAGCUGAAAGACUCGAGCCCGUGUUGUCUCCUUUGGUUAUUAUGACAUGAAAGUGUAUCAAGAACUCAGCAUUUCUUUGCAUCCAUGGACUUGGUUUGGAGACAUAAGGAAUAUUCUGACCCUUUUUAAAAAAGGAUUUUCUCAUGUUUUUAUUUAACAUAAAUAAAAGAAUAACAUUUUAU